CCUCCCCCCAUUCCGCGUCUGGUACCAAGUAGAUGUAUCCCACUCUCGCCAGCCACGGUGACAUAGAGAGGCGGUCGGUUCCGUGCUAUUUAUAACCGCCCUCCCGUUUCUCCUCACACACUCUCGCACCAUCGAGAAGGACGCUCACUCAUCUGUCUUAAAGGAAGGAUUGUAUGGAGAAGAAGAGCAAUGUGGGAAACGGUCGGUCCCAAUCCGACGCCGCGACGGGUGGAUUUGGGGCCAACGGAAUGAUCAAGGUAAGAGAGGAGAGCGACGAAUUCGUCAUCGUGCAGCACAGGUUCUACACAAAUAUCGCUACACUCGUGCCGCACUGUUCCUUGGUGGAGCUCCACCGUGUGCUGCACUCCACGCCCACCAGAAGAUCAUGUUGGAGGCCUUCCACGAUCAGCUGAAAGCCACGCAACAAAAACGUGGCGAGCAUCCGAACGACAAGGUCGCGUUCUAUGAAGCUCCCAAGGAGAAAGUGAUCCGGACCAUCAGGGAUGGCUUCGAUGUUUCUGGGGCGCCCGACGACGGUGGCUAUUUCGGCCUUGGCCUGUACUUUACUCCGGAGCCAUUCGCCAUCAACAGCGUGAUGUCCGCAACCGCUGAUGAAAGGGGGCUGAGACAUGUUCUGCUGUGUCGGUUGAUCUUGGGCGCGGUGGAAGAGGUCGUCCAUGGCUCUCGUCAAUCUCAGCCCAGCUCCCACAGCUUUGAUUCUGCUGUUGACAACCAAAACACUCCCACCAGAUACAUUAUAUGGUACUCUGAUGCCCAAACUCGUGUGCUGCCGCUGUAUGUGAUGAGCAUCAAAGUGGAUUUUCGUACCAGAGGACUCUCGAAGGAGCCAGGAUCUAGACCUACUUCGCCAUGGACUUCUAUCAAAGAUCUGAUAUCAAUGUUAUCCAGGAUUUUGCCUCGGUCGACGAUGUGCCAAAUUAGAAGGUUGCAUAAUGAACUCAUGGAAAGGAAAACCACAAGGCAACAGGUCGUUCGUCGGAUCAGACAUAUAGCAGGGGACAAGAUAUUGCUUUGUGCCAUCAAAUCAAUUCGAGCCAAGAAAGCAGCAUGUUCCAUUCUUGCUUCUCCUCAGGACGGAAAAAGCUAGUGAAGAGAUGAUGGAUUAUAUUUGAUGCCUUUGAAGCAUACCCUUUUACUUGCAGGAUUAUGUUGCCUGUCACGGGCCCUGAUGUGUGCAAAUUACAACUUCUAUGAUAAGUUCAAGCCCGACCAGAUUCAAAACAGGAUUGCUUCUUUUUUUUCUUGCA
Molecule: messenger RNA, 1268 nt
Organism: Musa acuminata subsp. malaccensis (wild Malaysian banana)
Lineage: Eukaryota; Viridiplantae; Streptophyta; Magnoliopsida; Zingiberales; Musaceae
Product: probable inactive poly [ADP-ribose] polymerase SRO2
Molecular function (GO): NAD+ poly-ADP-ribosyltransferase activity
Source: RefSeq, a predicted model, not a curated record